This is a messenger RNA of Hydra vulgaris (swiftwater hydra), 2120 nucleotides long. RefSeq names its product kappa-type opioid receptor. Gene Ontology annotation, molecular function: G protein-coupled receptor activity. NCBI's taxonomy places the organism in Eukaryota, Metazoa, Cnidaria, Hydrozoa, Anthoathecata, Hydridae. The record is from RefSeq and is a predicted model, not a curated record. Gene Ontology annotation, cellular component: plasma membrane. Gene Ontology annotation, biological process: G protein-coupled receptor signaling pathway.
AGGCUGGCUUUUUGAAAAAUUUUAUUUUAUUUGUUACAGAAAUUGAGAAAAGCAGUUUUACAAUAGAUAAAUAAUAAAUAUAGUGAUUGCCAAGAAGUCGAAGGAAUUAUUUUCACAGAAAGUUGAUGAAAUUCAUUUCACAGAAAGUUUAAGGAAUUCAUUUUACAGAAAUUUCAAGGAAUUUGUUUCACAGAAAGAAAUCAAUAGAUUACAAAGAUCAAAAAUCGAAAAAAAUAAAGAUAAAAAAAAAAUUUAAAGAAACUUACAAAACUUGAUUUUGGUUUUUCGUCUGCUACCAUUCAUAAAAUAAAUUUGAUAAAUAAAUUGUUAUUUUUGAUGUAUGGAAAUAAAAGGUUAAUUGGGUUCUUAUUGCAUUUGUAAUAUUUAGAAUUUUAUGUUGUCAUUUGGUCAAAGCGCAGCACAUACAUAAAAACGAUUUUUUUGCGUUGAGUGUAUUUUUCAGCUUUUUGCUUGUUGUGUGCUUAAGUAAAAAUAUUUUGUUGUGUGCUUAAGUAAAAAUAUUUUGUUGUGUGCUUAAGUAAAAAUAUUUUGUAAGACUUCAGAUCAUUAUUUAUUAAAAUUUUUUUUGUUGUAAAAAACGAUUUUUAUUAUCAUUUUGUAAAAUAAACUUGAAAGUAAUGAUAACUAAAGUAAACAAUUCACACGAGAUUAUCUCAACAUAUGUUCCUAGCUUCUCACACCAACAUAUUUAUAAGGAGUUAGAAAUGCUCCGAGCAGCAACAAUUGUGAUGUCAUUUAUUGUUAUCUUAUUUGGUACAAUUGGAAAUAGUUUGGUAAUACUUUUUUUUCUAUUAAAACGGUCGAAAUUAAAAUCAUUUGAAAUGUUUAUGAUAAGCCUUGGACUAACAGACUUAAUAAAUUCAGUUGUGGUACCGACCCAUUGUUUACUUGAACUGUUUAAUUUUAAUUUCUACUACAUUGGAAAUAACGGUUGCAAAGUUUUGUCGUUUUUAAGCAUAACUUGUAUGACAGUUGCUCCUUUGACUUUAACGGUUGUCUCAGUUAACCGAUUUAUUGCAGUAAAAUGGCCGUUGAAAACUCGUUUCUAUCAAAAUCGAUUUAUACUAUUGAUUAUUGUAUGCACAUGGUUUUUUGCCUCUGGAUUGGGAAGUGUUUAUUUGAUUGAUGGAAAUAUAUGUUUGGUUUCAUAUAAUAUUACAUUAAAAAACAGUACACACAACAAUGUUUUUAAAUGUUAUACGUGCAUGGAACAAAAUAAAUACAUUGUCUUUGUUUUAACCAUGUUUGUAAUGCAAACUGGAAUUCCAUUAAUAGUAAUGAUCAUAUUGUACGCUCUGAUUGUAAUAGAAUUAAGAAAAAACUUUACAUUAUUAAUGACAACAAGAAAUACUUUAAAAACUUGCCUAAUGAAAAAUAAAAAAACUACAAAAUUGGUUAUUACUGUUGUCCUCGUGUUCUCAAUCUGUUUUUUUCCCGUCAACAUAUUUUAUUUGUGGUAUAUGUUCAGCCACUUUACACCGUCAGAAAAAAUUGAAAUUUCAUAUGAUAUUUUAACAAUGUUGCAAAUGUGUAACAGCAUUGCAAAUCCUAUAAUUUACGGCAGGUUUCAUACUACUUUUCGGAAACAUGUAGUCAGACUAAUUUUACCGUGCAUCAACCAUAAAAAAAUAAAAACGAAAAAAGAUAAAAAGCAUUGCAAAAAAUUUGAUAAAAAAAUAACAUAAUCUUUAUGGAAUAUGAAGAAAAAUUUUGAUUUUCGUAGUACUAAAAAUAACCCAACCCAAGUUAAGUACAAUCAUGCAAAAUGACGCACGAUGAUGGACCAUGGUCUUUUUAUGGAGAAAAAAACUAUAUGAUGAUAAAUAAAUAACAAAAUCGAAUAAAAAAAAUAAUUUUUGAUAUCCUUGCGAUUCUUUCUAUUUAAUUUGGUCUAUUACUAUUUGUGGAUUACGUUAGUGUAUUGCAAUUGGUUUACAUUGAUGUGAUUAUGGUGACUUAUUAAAAAGCUAAACUUCACUUCAAAGUUCAUAAGUUCAUAUGUUUAAGACUUAAAGUUUCUAUAAGAAUAAGUAGUAAAAUAUUAUUUGCUAUUUUUCUAAAUACGCUUUCAUUUAUAUAUACAAAUAUAUAUAUACAUA